This is a messenger RNA of Epinephelus lanceolatus (giant grouper), 1395 nucleotides long. It is a transcript of the gene marveld3, whose product is annotated as MARVEL domain containing 3. The record is from RefSeq and is a predicted model, not a curated record. Lineage: Eukaryota; Metazoa; Chordata; Actinopteri; Perciformes; Serranidae. Gene Ontology annotation, cellular component: membrane.
UUUUCUGUUUACAAUGAGCUCUAUAGUAGUGGGCGUGGCACAGCACAGGUGAGAGGCAGCAGCAGGAAAUCUCAAACAGGAAGCUGAAAAAAACCUGGGCUGUUUUUUUCUCUCGGCACAAACGACAACAAGAUCACACGGAGUCCAAAGGUGAGGAUGCCAGAGAGGGGACGACACCACCACCACAGGGGUGAUGAGUAUGACGAGUACAGGAGCAGGGACAGGGACUACUCACACGACAGAGACCACGCUUCGUACGAUGGCAGGGGUCGCAACCAAAAGCCGAGGGACGUGGACGAGAGAGGCUCUGCUGGUGACAGGAGGGGCAGACAAAACAGACAGAGGGACGUGACACCUGUCUCUCACAACGAGCCACCUGCUUACAGAGACCACGAGCGUGAAGGACCCUCGAGACUGUCCAGAGACACCUCAGCGUAUCACCCUGAAGGGGAGUAUUAUGAGCAACAACACAAACAAGCUCUGUACAAUCUCAGAUACCUCUUAACCAGCAGAGGUCUCUGCCAGCUGAUGGAGCUGUUUUUGAAUCUCCUUAUUGUCAUCUGUGCCGGAGUGCCAUACAGCAACAAAGGGGGUUACCGUGACCUGGCCAGCCUUGGUGGGGUCUACCACUAUCACUUUGGAGGAGCCCAGGCCUUCACCGGAGCCGAUGCAGAGAGGGUGAAGGAGCUGGACCGGCUGUUCCAUCAGCUCUCGCGUCCUCCGUAUGUCUUCACCAUGGCCUGCGGUGGGGUUCUGAUGAUCUAUGUGUGUGCCAUGCUAGCCCUGGGAAUUUUUAGGGUCCCAUACCGCUGGCCCCCCGUGCUGCUGGGGGAGGCUCUGGUGAACUUCCUGAUCGGCCUGGGCUACAUCCCUGCGCUGGCCUUCUACUUCAUUAAGCUGCAGGGGACCUACAACGACCCCAUCUGUAAGGAGAGAGAGCAGAUGUACAAGAGCAAAGGGCACAAGGGCUUCGAGUGCCAGUUCCACGGUGCGGAUAUCGCAGGAGGUCUCUUUGGGGUGGUGGGGGUGUUUGUUUUCAUCUUCGGCGCAGUGUUAGCUGUCAGAGCGUUCAGAUCAGUGCGGGAGCUGAAGAGGCAAAGAGCAAAUGAGGACAAUCAUUUUUGAGGCUUUACUCCGUGGCAUAUUUGAGCAAUAAUGGAUCUCUUUGACAUGGAAAUAGUUUUUUAUUGUCAUAUUAGGUGUUACUAUGCAUUCACUCUUGUUGAAUGUGAUCUGUGAAUUAGCUUUUUAUCCAUUUUUUUACUCUGAACAAGCUUUUUAAAUUGAUUUUGUAGAAUAAUUUUUUAUUCCUACCGCUUAUCCAGUUUACAUACAUGUGUACUGUCUGUUUUAUUUUCUAUAAAUGUGUCACUAUAAUAAAACACUUAAAUUAUA